CAGUUUCAUAGAUAUAGGCGUUGUAGAAGUAAGCUCGUCUUCGGUCGGUCGAAGUAUUAUAUCGUUCAUUGAUGACGGCUACUAAUGCAUUGAUUAAUCGAGAUUUGGAGCCGUUUCACCCCGUUUACGCCUCCUAAACUAGUGAUAGUACGCGGUGUCGGGUCUUGUUUCUAAAGUGUAAAGAAAAGGCUUAAAACUGGUGUUCGACAAGUCACUUGGCAAUAUGCCUGCCGUAAGGGGUGAUGGAAUGCGAGGACUCGCAGUCUUCAUAUCGGAUAUAAGAAACUGUAAAAGUAAAGAAGCAGAAAUAAAAAGAAUCAAUAAGGAACUGGCAAACAUAAGAAGUAAGUUUAAAGGCGACAAAACUCUCGAUGGAUAUCAAAAAAAGAAGUAUGUCUGCAAACUGUUAUUCAUCUUCUUGCUGGGUCACGACAUCGACUUCGGACACAUGGAGGCGGUCAAUCUAUUGUCUUCCAACAAGUAUUCCGAAAAGCAGAUCGGGUAUCUGUUUAUCUCCGUGUUGGUCAACACCAACAGUGAUCUGAUCAAGCUCAUCAUUCAGAGCAUCAAGAACGACUUGCAGUCGCGCAACCCCAUCCAUGUCAACCUCGCCCUCCAGUGCAUCGCCAACAUCGGCAGCAAAGACAUGGCGGAAGCUUUCUGCACAGAGAUUCCGAAACUUCUUGUCUCAGGAGACACAAUGGAUGUUGUGAAACAGUCAGCUGCUCUCUGCCUACUCAGACUCUUCCGUAAGUCUCCUGAAAUCAUUCCUGGGGGUGAAUGGACUUCUAGAAUAAUCCACUUGCUAAAUGAUCCCCACAUGGGUGUCGUAACCGCAGCCACAUCUCUUAUAGAUGCUUUGGUAAAGAAAAAUCCAGAAGAAUACAAGGGGUGUGUUACCCUGGCAGUGGCUAGGCUCAGCCGCAUUGUGACUGCCAGUUACACUGACUUACAAGACUACACAUAUUACUUUGUACCUGCACCAUGGCUCUCUGUUAAACUUUUAAGAUUGUUACAAAACUACACUCCACCUUCAGAGGAGCCUGGGGUCAGAGGUCGCCUUUCAGAAUGCCUAGAAACUAUCUUCAACAAGGCCCAGGAACCACCAAAGUCCAAAAAAGUCCAGCACUCAAAUGCUAAGAAUGCUGUUUUAUUUGAAGCUAUCAGUCUCAUCAUUCACAAUGACAGUGAGCCUAACUUGCUGGUGAGAGCAUGCAACCAGCUGGGACAGUUUCUCAGCAACCGUGAAACUAAUUUACGUUACCUGGCAUUGGAAUCCAUGUGCCAUCUUGCAACUUCUGAGUUUUCACAUGAGGCAGUAAAGAAACACCAAGAAGUUGUGAUCCUUUCAAUGAAGAUGGAAAAAGAUGUCUCAGUUAGGCAGCAGGCUGUUGAUUUACUGUAUGCUAUGUGUGACAAAACAAAUGCCGAAGAGAUUGUUCAAGAAAUGUUGGCAUACUUGGAGACUGCCGACUACUCCAUUCGGGAAGAGAUGGUGCUGAAAGUUGCCAUAUUAGCAGAAAAGUAUGCAACUGAUUUUACUUGGUAUGUUGAUGUGAUUCUUAAUCUUAUAAGAAUUGCUGGAGACUAUGUAUCUGAAGAGGUAUGGUACAGAGUAAUUCAGAUUGUCAUUAACAGAGAGGAAGUCCAAGGCUAUGCAGCUAAGACUGUGUUUGAAGCCCUACAGGCACCCACAUGCCAUGAAAACAUGGUUAAAGUUGGAGGUUAUAUUCUUGGUGAAUUUGGCAAUCUGAUUGCUGGUGACACACGGUCUUCGCCUUUGGUCCAAUUUGAAUUGCUCCACUCUAAAUAUCAUCUGUGUUCUGCUGCUACUAGAGCACUAUUACUUUCUACAUACAUCAAACUUGUCAACCUGUUCCCGGAGAUCAAAAAUCGUGUCCAAGAAGUAUUCAGAGCUGACUCCAACCUACGUUCUGCAGAUGUUGAGCUACAGCAACGAGCAUCUGAAUAUUUGCAGUUGAGUAUAGUGGCUAGUUCAGAUGUAUUGGCUACAGUAUUGGAAGAAAUGCCUGCAUUCCCUGAAAGAGAAUCCUCUAUCUUAGCAGUGCUCAAAAAGAAAAAGCCAGGCCGCAUUCCUGAUACUUCUGAUAUGAGAGAAUCUAAGAGCCCUCAACCUUCAUCAGCAGCUGCACCAGCUGUCAACUCCACAAACAACACUAAUGCGUCAAGUGCAGAUCUCUUGGGAUUGUCCACACCACCCGGUACAGCUGCCCCCACUGCAGGCAAUGGAUUGCUUGAUGUCCUUGGAGAUCUCUACACCACUCCUAAAAUUAGUCCAAGCAAUGCUGCGCAAAAUAAUAUCAAAAAGUUCUUAUUUAAAAAUAAUGGUGUUCUCUUUGAGAAUGAAUUGAUUCAAAUUGGAGUCAAGAGUGAAUUUAGACAGAAUCUAGGCAGAAUUGGCCUGUUUUAUGGCAACAAGACACAAUUUCCAAUUCAAAGUGUCAAUCCUGAACUGCACUGGACUGAUAUGCAUAAAUUAAAUGUUCAGAUGAAGCCUAUGGAACCAGUUUUGGAGGCAGGAGCUCAGAUCCAACAAAUGUUAACUGCAGAGUGCAUCGAAGACUAUCUGGACACUCCAAGCAUGUCUGUUUCCUUUAUCUACAACAAUGUGCCACAAAAAAUUACAAUGAAGCUUCCUUUGACAUUGAACAAAUUCUUUGAACCUACUGAGAUGAAUGGUGAAUCUUUCUUCGCAAGGUGGAAGAAUUUGGGAGGAGAGCAGCAAAGGGCACAAAAAAUCUUUAAAGCUCAAGGGGCAAUAGAUAUUGCAGCUACUCGCACCAAACUGGCUGGCUUUGGGAUGCAACUGCUGGAUGGCAUUGACCCCAAUCCUGAUAAUUUUGUAUGUGCUGGCAUCGUGCAUACCAGAGUCCAACAAGUAGGAUGUCUUAUGAGAUUGGAACCUAAUAAACAAGCUCAUAUGUUCAGACUUACAGUAAGAUCUAGUAAGGAGACAGUCUCACAAGAAAUUUGCGAUUUACUGGCAGACCAGUUUUAAUGAUAAAUAAAAUAAAUUUACGAAUACGAACAACAUUGUUAUUGGCAAUGUUAAUUGCUGUUAGGUUCACAGUUGCAGAAAAUUCACAAAUGCUAUAUGUUAUAAUGAAGCAAGAAGCAUGUUAAAAAGUCACUUGUGAACAUUGCACUGAUUCAGUAGGAAUUUGUUAUAACUCACAUACAUUUUGAGAUGACUUUUACUUACUAACUGACAAGAUAGGCUUUGUGGUUUGAAAAAGAUAAAAAUUUGUUUGAGUUAACUCAUACACUAUAGGGAUCAUAUUUUCGAGUAGUCCAUUACUAUAGUCCUAUAUAUUAUAUGUAUCUAUUCAACAAUCUUUCUUGUAAAUCAGAUUCCAUUGAUAGAUAAAUAAUAUCAUUUGAUGGGCUAUUGUAUUAUUUAAUUUAUGAAGUUAAGUAAAACUUACUGACAAGUAAGUUUAGACUUAAAUUGAAUAUAUUUUUAUUUAGACCAUAAUAGGUUUUUGGAUUUUUUAUGUUACUCUGUACAAUUCAUAUGUGGUACAGCGCAUAAUUAUAAUCAUUUAUUUGUACAUAGAUUUUUUAUAAGUUGUGGCCAAAUUUUGGCUAAGUGUUGGAUGUACAUUUGUUUCUCAUAUUCAUUGAAAAUAAUGUAUUGUAUUAAUAUUUAAUCUAAAUUCAGGUGUAAUGAGAUAUGAUAAAAUGUAUAACAUGAUCAUACCAAAGUUAAAUGUUUCGGCUGUUAUGUGGCAUGAUAAUUUAUAUUAUGUAAUCAUUCGGUUGGUUUAUCUAAAGUAUUUGCCACAUGAAUAUAAAUUCUGGGUGUGAUCUGUUAGCCUAUAAUGAAAACUUAUCAUCAUUCAAGUUAAAUACGUAUUUAUAAUUUCGGAAAAACAAUCCAUUUGGGUGGUACUUA
Cydia amplana is the source of this 3916-nucleotide messenger RNA. It is a transcript of the gene AP-2alpha, whose product is annotated as AP-2 complex subunit alpha. Gene Ontology annotation, molecular function: clathrin-cargo adaptor activity. Gene Ontology annotation, biological process: intracellular protein transport; clathrin-dependent endocytosis. Lineage: Eukaryota; Metazoa; Arthropoda; Insecta; Lepidoptera; Tortricidae. The coding region runs from base 224 to 3019 and encodes 931 amino acids. The transcript has a single exon. Gene Ontology annotation, cellular component: AP-2 adaptor complex; membrane coat. The record is from RefSeq and is a predicted model, not a curated record.